Molecule: messenger RNA, 3554 nt
Organism: Chelonia mydas (Green sea turtle)
Lineage: Eukaryota; Metazoa; Chordata; Testudines; Cheloniidae
Product: butyrophilin subfamily 1 member A1
Exons: 7
Coding region: 1526-2962 (478 amino acids)
Molecular function (GO): protein binding
Source: RefSeq, a predicted model, not a curated record
GACUUUCGCUUUCAAUUUCGGGCAGCGCUGCCGGAGGGAAGCCCCGGGCUCUGCUCGGAGCCCAGAGGUUUCUUCCCUAAAGGGCGAGGAGAAGCUGGGAAACUGCAGCGAUUUGGUAGCCAGGGACUCAGCCCUGCAAUGGGAUCAGCUGAAAGAGUCACUGACCGUGGAAAUCAUCGCACCAAACCCCGCGGAGUCUGAUCCCACCCUGGAGAUUGUAAAAUUUCUCAGAAGGACCAAUCAGGCAGGUUAAUUUUGCUUCAAAAUGAUUCCUCACGUCCCCUCGUGUGUCCUGCUCAUUGCCUGGCCAGAUUGUUACUAACACAAAGAUUAACUAACCCUGUGCAAUUUGAUUUACACGUUCUGUAAACACUGCAGUACAAGGACGUUCACAAUGAUUGACACCCCGAUGCCUUUCAGAGCCUUGUCCGAGCGGCGUAACUCGGGAUUUGUGCGGCAGGCUGGGUUCGAAAUUUGUUUCUUUUGCGGGUACGUUUCAUUCAAGAACCCUGGGCCCGACCUUGUUCUCAGUGACGUCCCGGGGCGAUUUGUAACAAGUAACUUCCUGUAUUGAGAAUACCGGACGAGACUUACUGUGCCACCCCCAGCUGUUCUGUCCUUCUGCCUCUUAACGUGACAGUUUCUACCUCUGCCUGUGGGGCUGAAUCCUGUUGUUUCUGAUCAUUUUCCUUUUUUCCCUUGAAAAUAUUUCCACAAUCAAUCAAGACAGAAACUUGCAUCCUGUUCUCCUUCUGAAGUGAGGGGGAAUUAAGCAUGUGCCUAAAGCAGACCAUGAGCUCAAGUGUGCUGCUGAAUAGGGGCUUCAUGACAUAAUUUAAAAAGAGGCAUAUUUACACAGCGGUUGACAGAUCAUCUCCUAGUGUGUGAACGGUGUGGAGGGGAGAUUUCCUGAGGAAAUCUAUAGGACUAAAGGUAGUAAAAAAAUAAUUUUAAAACACAUUUACAACAAUAAUUCACUUUUGUUUUGUUUAAUAUUUUAUAGACUUUUUCAUUUUUCAUCAAAUAUUAUUGAAACAAUUUUUUUUUCAACCAUUGUUACUCUUCUUUUAGCAAGAAUAGGGGAGGGGUCAAUAAAUUGUUUUGAUCAAUUUGAUUAGAAUUUCUUUUUUGAAUCAAUUUGAACUAUAUAUUCUCAUUUAGCAUCAUUUCAUUGAAAAAUUAGAAACAUUCCAAUUGUAGGAAAAUUCAUUUUUAAUGUUUUUUUUAAAAUUCAUUUUCUAAUGAAAACAUCAUUUUGUUUAAACAUUUUUUAACUGCAGUCACUGGGAGCUGCAGGCGGCCGUGCAAAUGUAAACAAACUGGCAGCCCACCAGUGGAUUAGCCUGACAGGCCACGUGUGGCCCGCAGGUUGCCCACCACUGGUCUAACCUGUUGUGACGUUAUUGACAUGAACUGGGACCGUAUAGAUCAUUGUUACAACCAAGGCCCUGUAGUGGCACCAAAUCUUGUAUAAAGGGGUCAAAUAAAGUGUCUAAAACAAGGUUAUGGUUUGCUGGUUAGGGUUAUGCUAUCUGUUUGCAUGUAUCAUUUUUGUCUUAAAUCAUUGCAACUAUGUUGCAUUCGAUACACUGUUUGUUUUCUCUCUUUUCUCUUGUCAUCUGGAUCAAGUAACAGUGAGAUGAAAGUUCUCUCAAUCUGCCACAGCUCCAGAGCCAGAACCCUUCUACCCCAUUUUAUCAUUUUCUUCAUUACAUUUUAUGUUCACAAGCUGGAAUCAGCCCGGUUCACAGUGAUUGGACCUGAUCACCCUGUCACUGCCAUCAUGGGUGAGGACAUUAUCUUACCCUGUCACCUGUCCCCCAAGAUGAGCGCUGAGAACAUGGAAGUGAGAUGGUUCCGAUCUGAGUUCACUUCGUUUGUGCACCUGUAUCAGCAUGGAAAGGAUGAGUAUGGGCAGCAGAUGCCAGAAUAUCAUGGAAGGACAGAGCUUUUGAAAGCUGGCAUUGUGGAUGGGAAUGUUGCCUUGGGAAUUGUCAAUAUCAGACUUUCUGAUGAAGGACAGUACCGCUGUUUUGUUCAAGAUGGUGUCUUUCAUGAAGAAGCUGUAUUGGAAUUGAAGGUAGCAGCUUCAGGCUCUGCACCUCGCAUCUCUGUUGAGGGUCACCAGGAUGGAGGGAUCCAAGUGGUGUGUCAGUCGGCCGGAUGGUACCCAGAGCCCAAGGCGCUGUGGAGAAAUCUCAAAGGGCAGCCUUUAUCUUCAUCAACUGAAACCAAAUCUGAAGAGCAACAUGGUCUCUUUGAAAUAAAAAAUUCUAUUGUUAUAACAGAAAAUUCAAACAAGAAUUUGUCCUGUGCCAUAAGGAACACCCACCUGAACCGAGAAAAAGAAUCAAUAACAUUUUAUAUAUCAGGGAAACAUCUCAACACUAUCAGUAAACUUCAAACAGAGCUAGAGUGGAGGAGAUCCCUGGGUGAUGCAGCAAAUGUGACUCUGGAUCCAGACACGGCUCAUCCAGAACUUGUCCUGUCUAAGGAUCGGAAAAGUGUGAGAUGGGCAGACACAUGGCAGGAUGUGCCCCACCACAAGAAUCCUGAGAGAUUUGACAUUGAGCGCUGUGUGCUGGGCUGUGAGGGGUUCACCUCAGGGAGACAUUACUGGGAGGUGGAGGUGGGGGUGGGGCUACUCUGGGCUGUGGGGGUGGCCAGAGAGUCUGUGAGGAGGAAGGGAGGGAUCAGCCUUAGCCCUGAGGAGGGGAUCUGGGCUGUGGAUCAGAGGCAGGGCCAGUACCAGGCUCUCACCUCCCCUGUGACCCCCCUAGACCUGAGCCAGGCCCCCAGCAGGAUCCGGGUUUGUCUGGACUGUGAACAGGGGCAGGUGACAUUUAUCAAUGCUGGAGAUGAGGCCCCGAUCUUCACUUUCCCGCCGGGCUCCGUCCCUGGGGAGAGAAUCCGCCCUUGGCUCUGGCUGGGGAUGGAAAGCCAGCUCAAACUGUGUCCCUGAGAGACGGGGGGUAUAUCCCACUGGGGACCCUGAAAUCAGCCUGUCUAGCCUCACACACCCAAGUAUCUAUGAUCUUGGCAUCAUCCUGUCCACCCAGUCCUAUGGCCUCUUAAUUCUAUGUCCCCUGGAACCUCCUCCCCCCUCCUUCCCCGCAGCACAAAGAUGGGAUCUAAAGGGAGACACCCCACUCUCGGCCAGGGCUGUGACUUUGUGUUCUGUGAGCUUCUAAUUUCAAUGACUAGGGGUGGCAUCCAUGAAGGGACUUAGAUGUUGCAACCCUGGGCGUCACUGGAUGUCAUCUUUAGGUGCCUAGAAGAUCACAGGAACAACACUAUGACCCACAAAGCCUGACUUAGGGACCUAGUCUCCCUAUACAAUGAAUGGAGACAGACAGAUACCUUACAAUGCCAUCCACAAGAGCCGGCCUGCUAGGUGGGGAGCCAUCUAAACUAGCCAAUGGGAGAUGCGAACAACAGGGGUGUGUCCUAAGCCCCGCCCCCCUCGCAAAGAUAAGUGCCUAAGUCUGCAUUGCUGGGGGGCCCCCACCUCUGCUUAGCAGUCCACGAAUGGGAACCCACCGCCUGAGGCAUUA